Molecule: messenger RNA, 2961 nt
Organism: Papaver somniferum (opium poppy)
Lineage: Eukaryota; Viridiplantae; Streptophyta; Magnoliopsida; Ranunculales; Papaveraceae
Exons: 6
Coding region: 1-2961 (986 amino acids)
Molecular function (GO): RNA-DNA hybrid ribonuclease activity; nucleic acid binding
Source: RefSeq, a predicted model, not a curated record
AUGAAAAUUCUUUCUUGGAACUGUCAAGGUAUAGGUAACCCUCAUACCCGUGAUUAUCUUCAUUUCUGUUUGACCAACAAUGACCCAGAUAUUUUUUUCUUGUGUGAAACCAAAGCUCAGUCUAAUAAUAUGAGAUUUUAUCUUUCUCAAACUAAAUAUCCUCAUUACUGGUUUCAUCCCUCUUUGGGUCUCUCUGGAGGUAUCUCUCUUGUCUGGAAAAAUGGAAUAGAUAUUGAAAUCAUGCAUACAACCUCUAAAACUAUCCAUGCUAUUGUCCAUACUCAUGAUAAUAAUAUGGAUUUCUUGAUAACCUUCAUGUAUGGUGCUCAUGAUGCUACAGAAAAUGUUAACCAGUGGCAAUAUCUUAUUAAUAUGCAUUUGUUUGUUGAUCUUCCUUGGGUUCUUCUGGGUGAUUUAAACUUCACCAUGCAUGACUCGGAAACGCAUAGCUCUAGUGUCACUCAUCCUCAUCAUGCUAGACAUGUUAGAAAUUUUGUUCAGCAACUAGGUCUCAUUGACUUAGGUUACUCAGGAGCUGACACAACUUGGUCAAAUCAUCGUAGUGGAGAUGAUGAUGUCUCUGCUCGUCUAGAUAUAGCUUUAGUGAAUAAUCGCUGGAUCAACCACUACACGAAUGCCCAUCUUCAAUAUUUAGUACUUGUUGCUUCGGAUCACAACCCGAUUUUGCUACAUACAGUUCCCUAUGCUACAAAGCAUUCUCCUUUUAAACUCUAUAAGUGUUGGUUUAAAAUGGAUUCUUGUACUGAUACUAUUGCACGCAGCUGGCAACAACAAUUUUCGGGGUCUCCUUCGUUUCAGUUUUCUAGCAAAUUAAAACUGACCAGAACUCAGCUGCAGAUGUGGAAACGAAUUUCUUUUGGCAACAUCGAAAAUAACCUUCAAAAUAUUCAGAAUCAGCUACAAUUUUGCUAUGACCGCAAUUUGUCUUCUUCUCAUCCUCAGGUUAAACAUCUAAGCUCUUCCUUGCAGCAAUGGCUUUUGAUUCAAAAAGAGUUCUUCAUGCAAAAAGCAGGUGAUAAAUUUCUUGAAGCAGAUGGAAACACUACUUAUUUUCACUCGAUAGUUAAUUACAAUAAGAGAAGGUCAACUAUCAAUUCUAUCCAGGGUCCCUUAGGCAUUUGGUUUGAUAGCAGAAGUGAUAUUGAAGCUAUCUUUACUAACCGUUUUAAGAAUAUUGCUACUUCUUCUAAGUCUCAGAUUAAUAACGAGAUUUUGCAGCUUUUUCAACCUUGUGUUUCAGAAAUACAGAACAAUUGCCUUAUCCAGGUGCCUCAUGCUCAAGAAAUAAAGGAUGUGGUAUUUCAAAUCAAGCCUUGGGCUUCUCCGGUUAAUGAUGGGUUCCAAGCUGGAUUUUAUCAACAUUGUUGGGAUGUUGUCGGCACUGAGGUAAUCUCCAUGGUUCAAUACUUUUUCACUCAUAAACAUAUGCUCAAAGCCAUCAAUCAUACCUAUCAGGUUUUAAUCCCUAAAAUUUCAAACCCAAAAACACCUGCUGAUUACAGACCCAUAAGUCUGUGCAAUGUUAUCUAUACAAUUAUUUCUAAAAUUUUAGCUAACCGUCUUAAACCCCUUCUUCCUGAUAUUAUCUCCCCUACUCAAAAUGCCUUUGUUGCAGGAAGACAUAUCCAUGACAAUAUCAUUAUUGCUCAUGAGAUUUUGUUUAGUAUGAAACGUAAAAAGAUUAAGAAGGCUUUGGUUGGUUUGAAGUUAGACAUGUCGAAAGCUUUCGACAGGGUUGAAUGGUCAUUUUUGCUUUCUAUCUUUCGGCAAUUGGGUUUUCAUAAUGAUUGGAUUAGUUUAAUAGAGCAGUGUAUAUCUACUUCAAAUAUUUCCAUUCUUAUCAAUGGCAGUCCUUCAACUUUUUCUCCGACUCGGGGUAUUCGUCAAGGAGACCCGUUGUCUCCUUUUUUAAUUCUUUUUGUCAUGGAAGCUUUUUCUAGACUUCUGCAGCUUAAUGUUGACUCUGGUUGUCUUUCAGGGAUUAGAAUUAAUCAUCACUGCCCUUCAAUUAAUCAUCUGUUCUUCGCAGAUGAUUGUUUGUUAUUUUUUGAAGCUGAUUCUACUCAAAUGCAGCAGCUUCAACACUUGCUUCAUAUAUUUGGAAAAGCUUCAGUUAUGGGACUUGGCGAAAAAUACUUGGGUAUACCUCUUCUGCUGCAUAGAUCCAGACAUAAGAACUGUCAGGGUGUUAUUGAUAACAUGAAUAAUAGAUUGAAGGGUUGGCAGAGCAAAAUUGUGAAUCAAGCAGGAAGAACUACUCAGGUUUUCAAACUACCUGAAGACUGGGGUGAUUUGAAUACUUAUAACUAUCAGUUGGUUUCUGAUCUUAUAGAUACUGAUACUGAACAGUGGAAUGUGUCGCUUCUUCGCCUUCUCUUUACAGCUGAUCAGUUGAAAGUACCUUACAAGUUUCAGAUUUUUCUGUGGAGAGCUAUUCACAAUGCUGUUCCAGUCAAAGCAAGAAUUUUCACCCAUGUGCAUAAUGCUGAUUUACACUGUGUGCUUUGCAACCACAAUCAAAUGGAAGAUCUGGACCAUCUAUUACUUCAUUGCCCUCUCUCUAGGGUCACUUCAUACAUUCUCCAGCAUCAUCUAGGAAGCACUCCUGCUAACUACAAUCAUCCUCAUGUUCAUAAUAAGUUUUUACAUCAUAAAUGGGAACCUCCUCCUUUGCAGUACCUAAAAAUUAAUAUCGAUGCUUCUUAUAAUUCUAGUUCUUUGUUAGCUGGUAUUGGAAUUAUAAUUCGGAACUCUACAGGGGCAUAUGUCAUGGGAAGGGGAGCCUUGAGAAGAGCUAGUAAUGCUCAACAAGCCGAAGCAUGGGCAAUGUUGGAGGCUAUGCAACUGGCAGAUUCAAAUGGUUGGUCUCAUGUGAUUUUUGAAUCUGAUAAUCUGGGAAUUUGUUAUUUUCUUCAACAACAAUCUUCUCUUUGUCACUGA